CGCUUGCCGUCCUUAGUCUGGGGGUGGCCGCUCCGGAGCGGAAGGACGAGCUGCUGAAACCGGACGAAGGGACGGAUUUACCCGUCCGCCCCUGCCUGAAGCUCCGAUUCACUUGACCUGAGAGUCAUAUAGGUAGCUAAUGAGCUGAGGGUUUUAUUUAUUUUUACCAAUUACUCAUCAUAAGGCUAUCUGCUAAUAGACAAAAAUAUACAUGUAUAUGUGAUUUUUCCCAAAUAACAGAAAGGAAUUAGCUAGCUACCAAGCCACUUGCUUGCUUGGACUCCAAAUUGGUGGAUUAACGCCAGCAGCAUCAAGGAAACUAGACUAGAUUUGCCAGUCACGACAUGACCUUACUGGAGAGGACUGAUGUUGGGCCUGCGUCUCCCGCAGCAGUCCCUGGCUGUGCUGCUGCAGGGUGCGGGGGAUUUGAGCUGGAACUGGCAGCAUCAGGAGAAAGUGAAGAUGUUGUUUCACAGCCAUGGCCGUGAGACAAAGCUUGUCCGAAAGGUAAACCUGCAAAAUUCAAGAUGGCGGAGCACACGGUGGAAGACGAUAACUAUUUUGUCAGAGAAAUUGAGAAAAAUGACGGAUCUAUCUUGAAGAUGAAGCAGUGCUUUAAAGGAGAUGUGGGAUGUGUGGUGUGGGAUGCUGCAAUCGUGCUUUCAAAAUAUUUAGAAACUAAACAGUUUUAUGAUCCUAAAACGGGUGUAAACCGAUGGGUUCACAAAAGUGUUUUGGAGUUGGGAUCAGGUACGGGAGUUGUCGGUCUAAUGGCAGCAACGUUGGGAGCUGAAGUCACCGUUACAGACUUGGAAGAUUUGCAGUCCUUACUCGAAGUGAACAUCCGAGACAACCAGGCACUCGUCAACAGUGGAUCCAUCACAGCCAAGGUACUAAAAUGGGGUGAAAAUGUGUCAGAAUUCCUGCCUCAUCCUCAUUUUAUCUUGAUGGCAGACUGCAUCUAUUAUGAACAGUCUGUGAAGCCUCUGGUGGAAACUCUGAAGCUCCUGGCUGGUCCGGACACCUGCAUCAUCUGUUGCUACGAGCAACGCACAGUUGGCAUCAACCCCGAAGUGGAGAAAAGUUUUUUUGAGCUGCUGCUCAGAGACUUCCUGUGUGAAGAGGUCCCUUCGGAAAUGCAGGACCCAGAGUUCAACAGUCCAGAUAUCCGCAUCUUGCUUUUAAGGCUAGCAGCCUGAUCUGUGUGUGUGCGUGUGCGUGUGCGUGCAUCGCAGCUCAUGGAAGGAAUUUCAUUUACUGUAAUCGAUAUGUAGAAUCAGAUACGGAAAAAAUCUGCAGACUUUCUUUGAACAUAUAUGAUCUCACCUCAGCCAGAAUGAGAUGGAGUGAGGUCACUCUACAGUUCUGUCGGCGCCGUGGGUUAUUUUUAUACCUCUAUACACGGAGCUUCAACAUCUCGUGUUAUGCUGUACGAAAUACACGACAACAAACAAGUUCCAUAAUAAAAGAUCAAGAAUUACAUAAUGUAAAAUGUU
Molecule: messenger RNA, 1496 nt
Organism: Osmerus eperlanus (European smelt)
Lineage: Eukaryota; Metazoa; Chordata; Actinopteri; Osmeriformes; Osmeridae
Gene: vcpkmt
Product: valosin containing protein lysine (K) methyltransferase
Exons: 6
Coding region: 528-1199 (223 amino acids)
Biological process (GO): peptidyl-lysine trimethylation
Cellular component (GO): cytoplasm; cytosol
Molecular function (GO): protein-lysine N-methyltransferase activity
Source: RefSeq, a predicted model, not a curated record